UGCGUGCGUGCGUGAGUGAGUGAGUGAGUGAGUGAGAGGAGAGCGAGCCAUAAUGACUGUUACUACUCUCCCAGUGUAAAUCAGUUUCUCUGCGCACAGACACAUCAACGCUCGCCAGAGGACGUACGCAGGGAAUUUAAACCCCUGUACUCAAACAAACAAGAGUCUUUAUUUAAUGACCUCAUUUUAAUAAUGUGUCAUCACCGUAGCCUGCAGUAAAAUUAAGUUUGUUUGUUGUCUGUGGACAUUUCUCGCACUUUUUUCGGGAUUUAUGGCGGGUGAGCUGCUGGGAAAGCGCUGCCUGUGCGUGAGCGGCGGACAGUCGCUGGAGUUCGCGGGGAUCUCGCGCUGGAGCUGGAGAGCCGGAGUCAUCCGCGCGACCACCGACCCAUCUGCGCUAACGGUGUGUGUACACUGGGAUGGCGAGCAGUGCGCAGAAAGGAAGUGGAGGAGACUUGGAGAGGAAUGUGAGGUGGUUUUGUUGGAGCAGGACCUCGUCUGGGCCGCCAAAAAAAACAGCAGCAAUGUCAAUGAAAAGAGGAGCCAACAACCUGCCUUGAGAUUCCAACCUCUGAUUGGUCAUUCAUGCGUGGGAGGUGUGUCAGUGGUGGAGUUUAUCUCUGACAGACAGUUGGAGUUCUACACAGAAGAGGAGGAGCUCCAGCCAUUCGAGGAUGAAGUGGACAAUGGAAAUCCAGCUGUGAGAGAUGAUCCAUCUGUGCAGGAACAGAUCCAGGCUUGGCUCAAACAGAACCAUUUCCAGAACAUUCUUCAGAAAGGUGCUUGUUCUCUAAAGGGUCUGAGAGUGCAGGUGUUCAGACAAGACUUUAAAACCCAGUGGCUGUCUGGAGUUAUCACACACCAUGACCAAAACAACAGAACUGUGUCUGUCAUGACCGACCAGGUUGGAGAAAUUGUGAAUGUAGAUCCGUUGCUGGUUCAGAUGACGCUAUUAGAUGAUGACACUCCCUCCUCGCUGAUGGGGGAAAACUCAAAAUGCAAAUCUCAGAUCACCAGGAUCAAUAGGAUAUUUCUUGGGACAGGAAACAGAUCAAGCAACACUACAGCAACUGACCAGGUGUGCAGCUCCAGCCAAGUACAGCAGCAGUCUGAGCUGUGCAUACAGAACUGCAGCAUGAAGGAAGAGAAAGAAGUUAUGCGUGAAGAUAAGAAAAGUGAUGAAGGGAGAGAAGAUUUUUCCAAAUCCAGAAACAGUCAUUGUGAGAGGAAAAGGAGGAAAGAAGAGGAGGAGAAAGAUGAAAAGGAGAGGAACAGAUGCGGGAUGAAGAGGUUGAAAGCAGGCAGCGUGUCCAACCUGUCUGAGAACAGCGAUUCUGAAAAUUCCAGCUGCAGAGUUCAAGAUUCAUCCUCGGAUUCAGGAUCAAAGAGACAGCUGAAACAGCAUUACACUUCAAAGAGGCCAUUGGACUGUGAAACUCACCCCUCCCACAAAGGCGGGGAACCUUCUCCCAGCCAAAUAGGUGAGAAUGAGGGUCAGAAAUCGGGAAAAGCUUCUCAGUCCCAUUCACCUGGUGUUUCCAGCAAUGGUGCAUUCAGAAGCACAGAGGCACCAGAAUAUACUACUGCAACCAGUAGUGGAAAAGCAGAGGUGAAAAGUGAUGGAACAACGGCAGAAAUAGAGGACAGAAGUGAGGGAGCAUCUCGGGAGGACUCGGAGGCUGUGUCUGCACUGCUGGCAUCUCAAGAGACUGAGCAGCUGAUCUCCAUGGAGACUACAUGUGUGCUUCUCCACACAUCACCUCUAGAGUGUAAAGGAGCGGAAGGGGAGCAGGAGAUGUCAACUUGUGAUCCGGAAGCCAGAGGCUCAGAGUUCACCCACACGGAGGCAAGGGGGUCAGAGUGUAGCCAAUCAGAGGUCAGAAGAUCAGAAUUAACCCAUUCAGAGCCCAUCACAGCCAGCAGUGACUCUACAGUCUCGGUGGAAGAGGGACCUAGAGGAGCACCGCCUUACUCUCCCAUCAUACUUAACAAAACUGAUAAUGUGGAUUCUAAACCCACUCGCCCACCAGCUGCUAUACACACAGAAUAUGGACCUACAUUGUCAUCAGAAACAACCCAAAAGCUCAGUGCACACACCAGUCCUUGCUCCUCUCUAAAGAUCAUAUCCAAACCUCAAACUGUAAAGGAGACUUCUAGACAAAAACAAACUGCAACAUUAGAUAUAGGCCAAUUGAAGGGCUCUCCUAGAACUAAAUCCGCCAUGGACAGAACUCCCACAAGCCUUAAAAUGGUACCCAGUCCAAAAGUUACCUGCUCCAUAGCUCCCAUUGUGUCACAGAUCCCUUCUCCAACCCCAACUCGAUCCAGAACACCACCCAAUUCUCCUCCCCGUACACUCAAUCACACUUCCACCCCUGACAAGUCAAGCAAAAGCCCACUUAUUGUAGACAGGAAGGAGCCCUUCACUGUCUACAGAGACCCUGCACUAGUAAGAGCAGAGCUGGAAACCCACCCCACCUACAUCCAGCCCCCUCACACACCCCCAAACACCAAACACCACAUUAAGACCCCAUCUCUCUCCUCCAGCUCUCCAAGUAUUACUCCUUCUUCCUCCCACAGCAAACUGCUAAGUCCCUCCCCUCACCCGGCACACCUCUCCCCUACUCCUAUCCACUCCCAACCUCCUCUGUCCUCCUUAAGCACGCCCCACUCCACCAUACCUCAUCCACACCUUCUCCCCUCCCUCUUGCCUGCACUCCCAUCAUCUGCCACACUCUUAGCCGGCCACCCUCGUAUUGGAGCCAUGGGGUUUGCGCACCAUCAUUUGGCCCUUCCGGGCAACCCAUCUCUCCUGGGUCAGACCUCCAGCACAGCUCCUCUGGCACCGCUUGGCCUGUAUCCCCUCCUGUGGCCUCCAUUCCCCAACGGAGCCCACUGUUACGGUGGACUGGGCUUGCCAGCCUCUAAAUGGGCACACCCUGACAGCGCUGGCAUCUCUGACAGCAGCGUGAGGAGAAACACACCAAGUCCUUGGCUUGCUCAGCCCACCCCUGUGACUAGUGCAGACAGUCAAGGGUUACAGACCCCAAUGCCGGUGCGACCCUCCAGCGCUGACCCUCAGAGAGUCUCCAGGAACGCUCAACCUUGCACACCCUCUUCUAUAACCACAGAAGAGUUAGAGAGAAGAGCCACCAAUGAUAGCCCAAGCUCCACACACACUCGCCUCAAGUUCGAGGAGGAGCGGGUCCGCGCAACAGUGGGAAAAAACGGUGUGUCUUACUGCCCGGUCGCCCUUGAGUCGCCCUCCAGUCGAACCAAACAGCCCCUUAUUGUUUACGAUCUUACAGGUGAGAGACCUAAUCGCUACCAAGAAGAGAACCGGCGUAUUCUUCAGGAGAGCAUUGAUGUAGCACCAUUCACCGCUAAACUGGGAUCAGACAGGGAACAGCGAUACUCUAGAAGCCCCACAUCUGCCAUUCCUUCCAAAGAGAGGGAGAAAGAGUUGGAGAGGGAGAGAGAAAGAGAGCGAGAUGUGCAUGCCUUCAGACACACUCUACCUCCCCGGCCGCAGUCUGCUCAUCCCACGCCAACCCUCACUCAAAACAGCUACUACACCUCUCUGUCCAACAGCGUGGAGAACAAACCACCACAGCGACGAGCACCAGCUAGUAAAGAACUCUAUGAGAGACUCAGUGCCAACAAUACCGUAGCCUCUGUCAUGACUCCAACCAGUUCACCGAGCUCAAUCAGAGUCAGACCUCCUCCUCUUUUAAAACGCCUCCAUGAGAAAGAAGAAGGUCUCCUGGGAAAGAUCACAGAGCAACUUGCUCAAAAGGCCUCCUCCAUGGUAUCCAUGGAAGUGUCGGCUAUGGAAAGAAGAGGGUCAGGCUCAUCUCUCAUUUCUAUCUCCUCUUCCAACUGCAGCGUGCCUUUACUCCACCGAGCCCCCAUUUUCCACCCUCCGGCACCACCGGCCGUAGCUCCUAAAGACUCUGGACACAGCAGAUUGUCUCCACCUACCCUCACGCCGAUUCAGCCAAUGAGUUUGUCUGGUAAAGGUCAGAAGCAACAGAGGCCGCCCACUUUGCUGCCUGAAUUCAGACAUGGUGCGGUAGACGGGAAGAAGCCCAGGGCUGAAAAAAUGACAUCACCACCUUACGAUGCACAAAGGGGUGGAGUUUUGCACAGUCGAGAGAAAGGGCACACAAAUGGCGGUGUGGUCAAACCACAUUCAGCAACGGCAUCAGUCAUCGUAAGAUCAACAAGCCACAUGCACACAGCAAUAAAUUACACAGUCUCCGACAGCACCAUUUCAAAGAUGCAUUGUGGUCACGUGAAACCAUUUGAAAGUCCAUCCAACCCACAUUUUAAGGAUGGAAGUGUUCAGCAAAAGAGGGGGGUCCUGUGGACACCUCUGGAUACGGUUCAUCCUAUCAACAUGACGCCACCAAAAGUGGAUCUCGGCACACCCAUAAACAUGGCUAUCAAACCUAUUCACAACCAAGUUCAAUCAAAUUGCUCAGUGACGCACCCCCCUGCAAACACGGACGCCACACACUCCAGAAUGGAUCUUGUUGUAGAACACUGUAAGAGAAAAGACAGUGUGGUUGUUCAACGCAAGAUCGAGGCCUCUCCGUCUUCCUUUUGCCUGUCUAGAGACUUUCCUCACCUGAAGAAACACAGAGCUGCCGUUGAAUCAAGACUCAACACACAUAUGAUUCAGCCUCAACACACUACACAUUCUUCAAACCCUAUCAAUCACAUCUCACACCCUUUGAACAGUGGGUCUUACACUACACUCGCUACACACCCUGUGUGUUCUGCACAUGUUUUGGAAAAAGAGACUUUAUUUAACCUCAUUUCUCCUAAAUGUCCCAGACUGGCAUCAGGGACUUCGAGUCCUGUACCUCCAAACAAACAAAGCUCAGUCGCUAAUGAAACGCUGCCCGCCUCAACCCUAACCAACCAAUCGGCUCAUUCCAGUCAGAGCAACUACCAUAAACUGAAAAAAGCCUGGCUGACCCGCCAUUCUGAGCAAGACAGAAACAGCACAACCUCUCAAAUUGAAGACGGCACCAAGACAGUUGUAACCAACGCAACAAACACAUCCAUUCCUAUCAAACAAGAGAUGAAUGGACUGGUGGAUAACUGGUCCGCUCAUACCGACAAAGAUUCUUGCAUAGACAGCAAAAAGUCUAAAACAUUGGACAGGAAGUCUAUUGGUAAUGCUACAAGUUCAGACAACCAAAAAUCUGUCAUGGUCAAUGAGAAAGUGACAUCACCCAACAAUUCAUCAUUGGAGGAUGUUAAACCUGUCCUGGACAGGAAUGGCAAGCUGGAGGGCAAGGAGUCCUCCCUUGAGGACAAGUCUAAUGAAAAGCUAAUGAAUUCAGAGAAACGAGGGGAGAAACGGCCAUUAGAGUCUAGCAACAACAGCGAGAGUGUAGGGGACUCUGGAGAUGAGAGUGGAGGAUCGGCACAGAGAUUUAAACGACAGUCCAAACCCUCUUUGAAAAUAAAACAGAAUGACCAUCAGAAGAAGAAAGAAGAAAAUAAAACAGAGGACGAAGAUGAAGGGGAGGAGGAGAGUAAACAUGACGGCACUUUGCAAAGUUCAAAGGACAAGACUCAACAGAGACUGUCUAACAGCAAUGGCAUCCCUCGCUCUGUGCUGAAAGACUGGUGGAAGGUGAGGAAGCUCAAGCAAACUGGAGAAGCUUUCUUGCAGGACGACUCAUGUGGCGAGAUCGGCCCCAACGUACAGAAGUGCAGAGAGUGCCGCGUGAAUCGUUCGCGUAAAGCUCAGGAGCCCGCCAUCUCUCCAGUCUUCUGUCGAUUUUACUACUUUAGGCGUCUGUCAUACAGUAAGAAUGGCGUCAUCCGCGUGGAUGGGUUCUCCGUGUCCGAGCAGACAGACGAAGAGGCGGUUACAGUGUGGACGGGCAGCUCAGAGGACGAGGAGGACAGGAAGAGAGGAGAGAUGGACCUUGAAACAUCAAAAUACGUCCUGAAACUCAUUGGAGACAACUUCUGCCAGCUCGUAAAGACUGAGAACACUGCCGUCACCUGGGUCAAGAAAGACACUCAGGUCAUGUGGAAGCGAGCAGUGAGAGGGGUGAGGGAGAUGUGUGAUGCAUGCGAGGCCACUCUCUUCAACAUGCACUGGGCGUGUCACAAGUGUGGCUUUGUGGUGUGCGUGGACUGUUACAAAGCCCGCGAGAAGAAGAAAGCCAAAGAUAAGGAGUUGUAUGUUUGGGUCCGUUGCGUGAAAAAUCAGCCCCACGACCUGAAGAACCUAAUGCCUACUCAGAUUGUCCCAGAAACUGUGUUGGCAGACAUGCAGAGCUCUAUUCACUCGAUGAGGGAAAUGUAUGGAAUCCCGUCCCACUGGCCGUGCACCGACAACAAAACCCUCAACCCCAGCAUGGCCACUACCAAUGGACUUUCGGCACUUUCAGACAAAGAUCAGAGUGACUUGAAGAGUCAGAAAAACGCACAACACACAGUGCUGAGAGCACACCAGGAGAGAAGAGAGUGUGACGGUGUGGAAGCUCUUAACAGGAAGUUCACCACCCCAGAACAAGGGUCAACACUACGUGACCUUUUGACCUCCACCGCCGGGAAGCUACGCCUUGGGUCCGCUGGAGGUGCCUUUGCACCAGUUUAUGACUCCUCCGAACAGGUGGCCCAGAACACGCGCAUGCCCAACAUCCUUGAUGACAUAAUCGCUUCUGUAGUAGAAAAUAAGAUUCCUGCUACAAAGAUGACCAGGUUGGGACUAAAUCAGGAUUUUCUGCCAGAGGACGAGGCAGGGCAGAGCCUAUUAGGGGCGAAGCUUGAUGAAAGCCCAUCGGCUGAUCCCUACGCCACUGUCUCUCACGAUUGGCUAGGAAAUCACCGGCUGCUUUGGCUGAAAGAUCACCGUCACGAAGGCAACCAUAGACUGUUCAAAGAGAACUGGACACAAGAGCAGCCAGUGCUGGUGUCCGGCUUACACAAGAGUUUGAAUGCUAACCUGUGGAAGCCUGAAAACUUUAGCCGUGAGUUCUCUAGUCUUCAUAGUGACCUCUACAACUGCAGAGAUGGCAGCGUUACAAACUCCAGGGUUAAGGAGUUCUGGGAUGGUUUUGAGGAUGUGUCAAAGAGGCCAAAGUCUGAAAAGGGUGAGCCGGUGGUAUAUAGACUGAAAGACUGGCCAUCCGGGGAGGAGUUUUUGGCCCUUAUGCCUGCCAGAUAUCAUGAUGUGAUGAAGACCUUGCCGGUACCGGAGUACACAGACCCAGAGGCUCACCUGAACCUGGCCUCACACCUGCCCUCCUUCUUUAUUCGACCUGACCUUGGUCCUCGCCUCUGCUGCGCCCACGGUGUCACAGCAUGCCUAGAGCAAGACUUUGGGACCAGUAAUCUACAUGUUGAAAUCUCAGAUAGCAUGAGUAUUCUGGUAUAUGUUGGGGUGGCCAAUGGAAACAGUGCUCCAUCCAAAGCAGGUGUGUUGAAGCUUUUAGAAGGAGAAGUUCUGGAUGAGAGUGUUAAGAAACGACUGAGAGACCCAAAUGAGACUCCAGGCGCUCUGUGGCACAUCUACACAAGUAAAGAUAUGCAGAAGAUCCAGGAGUUCCUUCAAAAGGUUGCUGCCGAACAGACUGAAACGGAUCCAGAAGCGGACUCCGACUCAGAGUGUGAUGGUGAUGCAGACCCCCUGCGUGAGGGCGGCUGGUAUUUGAGCCCCAGGCUAAGACAGAGGCUGCAGGAGGAGCAUGGCGUGGAGAGCCGUACACUCCUCCAGUUCCAUGGAGAUGCUGUUAUCAUCCCUGCUGGAUCACUGCAUCAGGUGAUGAAUCUGCACAGCUGCAUCCAAGUGAAUGUGGACUUUGUGUCCCCUGAACAUGCGCACAACUCGUAUUACCUAACCCAGGAGCUCCGCCCACUCAAAGACCAAGUGAACUACGAGGAUAAACUCCAGGUGAAGAACAUCUUUUACCACUCUGUGAAAGAUGCUGUGACCACACUGAAGAAGCAUUUGAAAGAGAAAAAAUCAGAGGAGGUGAAAGAGGAGUCUUGACAGUGUCCCUCCUCAUCCAAACACAUGGAGCAUAAAGACAAUCCCAAAAUACUGAAGGAAGGGACCGUUGCUCUCAGAUUUGAUAUCAACAAAAAGAACCUCUCGUGGUUCUCUACACGGUUCUGUCACUACCGCUAUGAUGUCACUGUCUUGUCUCUGAUUCUGUUGUUUUUGUUUGAACUUCCCUGUUGUGUCUUCCUGCAUUGACAGGAAGUGAGGUGGGGAUACAGAAAGAUGAAAGUAAUACACUGUGCUCUCGAGGCAGGUGCAAUGAGCUUCAAAGUCCUUCACUUCCAAGUGCAACGGUCACUUGCCGCACAUUCUGAAAACUAUAAAAAAAAAAACAUUGAAGAAAAACAGGAGUUUUUUUCGAAAGGCGAUAAUGAUUCAUGACAUGUUCUUUAUCAGUCAUUCUUGCGUUGCAGUGUGUCCGCCAUGCUGUCACACUGUGAUUUGGAAAGAAAGCAGCGAUUCCAACACAAUAAGAGGAGCAUUCCGUCGGGUCAACAGCUGCCAAACUAACAGAGUUCAUUAUGUUUAAACGCAGCCUUAAAUUAUUUACAGUUUGGCAAGUAUUCACUGUGCAGAAGAAGAAUAUGAAAGAAAUUGCAGUUUAUGUUUGUUUGAAAAAAGAUCUUGUGAAAAUUUCAGCUGAAAUGUACUAUGUAAAUAUCAGAAUAUACAUAUCUAUAUAAAUAUAUAUUAUGAUUUUCUAUAACAUUGUGUGCUUUAUUUGCUGUAUGUGUUGUUUGCUACUGUGUGUACAUUGAAGUUAAAGAGAUGUUUUACAUUAUCCAUUAAAAAUGGAUCAA
Messenger RNA from Triplophysa rosa, 8835 nucleotides. RefSeq names its product jumonji domain containing 1Ca (gene jmjd1ca). NCBI's taxonomy places the organism in Eukaryota, Metazoa, Chordata, Actinopteri, Cypriniformes, Nemacheilidae. Gene Ontology annotation, cellular component: histone deacetylase complex; chromatin. Bases 272 to 8023 code for a protein of 2583 amino acids. Gene Ontology annotation, biological process: regulation of transcription by RNA polymerase II. The record is from RefSeq and is a predicted model, not a curated record. Gene Ontology annotation, molecular function: transcription coregulator activity; chromatin DNA binding; histone H3K9 demethylase activity. The transcript has 27 exons.